AAGAUGAUCAUAACAUUGAAAUAUAAGAACACGUAAGUUUUUGAAAAAAAUUCCCAGUAAUUCCGUUUUACGGGAUGUAGGUACAAAAUACGACGGAAGAGUCUUUUUGUCGGUUUCAUUAAUAUCACAAACACAUAGACUUAGAAAAAUACCAACAAAAUGGCCAAGAAAGGUGAAGAAGAAUUUUCUUGUCAGAUGUUCAGCAACAAGUUCUUCAUCCUGUGCGCCGUCGGAGGUUCAGUUGCGUGCGGUACUACACACACCUUCGUGACGCCGCUCGAUCUGGUCAAGUGCCGGCUGCAGGUGGACCCCCAAAAGUACAAGUCCAUCGCAACAGGUUUCGUUGUGUCCUACAGAGACGGCGGGGCCGCGAAUCUCGUGAAAGGCUGGGCGCCCACAUUUUUUGGGUAUUCAAUACAGGGUGCAUUGAAGUUCUCUGGAUACGAAUACUUCAAGUAUAAGUAUUCCAAUAUGGUCGACAUAGAAUCUGCUUACCUAUACAGAACGUAUCUGUACUUGGCAGCUGCAGCUUCUGCCGAAUUUGUUGCCGAUAUUUUCCUGGCACCGCUUGAAGCCACUAAGGUACGGAUGCAGACAACGCCUGGCUAUACAUCAAUGAUGAGGAAGGCCAUGCCGCACAUGCUCAGCACAGAAGGUGUGGGAACAUUCUAUAAGGGACUCCCACCGCUGUGGGGACGACAGGUGCCCUACACUAUGAUGAAGUUUGCUUCAUUUGAGAAAACUUUGGAGCUAUUGUAUGAAAAAGUUGUGCCAAAGCCCAGGGCCCAAUGUACGAAGGUGGAACAGUUGAUAGUCACAUUCACUGCCGGGUACAUUGCAGGUGUCCUGUGCGCGAUAGUAUCACAUCCCUCUGAUACGCUCGUCUCCAAGUUGAAUAAGGACCCUGGCUCCAGCGUCGGCAGUAUUAUUAGAGAUGUGGGGUUCAUGGGCAUCUGGCGCGGUCUGGUUGCGCGUAUCAUUAUGAUCGGUACGCUCACGGGCCUGCAGUGGUUUGUGUACGACGCUUUCAAGGUGUAUACUAAAAUGCCUCGUCCUCCACCUCCAGAUAUGCCAGAGUCGCUCAGAAAGAGAUUAGAGGAAGAAGAGAAGAAGAAAAAGAAAUGAUAAUAAUGAUGAUAAUAGGUAACGACGGUUGGUUAGUGAAUGAUUAUUAACAUGCCUCAAUACCUGCCGUCACACUUUGUGAUCGUUCCAAUAAUUCCGGUCUCAAGGUUGGACGAUUUAUAAUCAAACACACUGCAAAAUGUCAAUUUAAAAUAUAGAUGCAUCUGAAUUAUAAGAGUGGAAUCAUAUAAAUUGACUGUAAUCACGAAGAUUUGUUAGUGGUGGGACCACCUCGACAUUCGACAAUGUUUGAUCGAUAUUCUAUAACUUUAAGUAUUUUGAAUUGUUUUCAAAUAUACCUAUUGAAAG
Molecule: messenger RNA, 1434 nt
Organism: Spodoptera litura
Lineage: Eukaryota; Metazoa; Arthropoda; Insecta; Lepidoptera; Noctuidae
Product: solute carrier family 25 member 3
Biological process (GO): mitochondrial phosphate ion transmembrane transport
Cellular component (GO): mitochondrial inner membrane
Molecular function (GO): phosphate transmembrane transporter activity
Source: RefSeq, a predicted model, not a curated record